This is a messenger RNA of Bemisia tabaci, 662 nucleotides long. The record is from RefSeq and is a predicted model, not a curated record. Lineage: Eukaryota; Metazoa; Arthropoda; Insecta; Hemiptera; Aleyrodidae.
GCGUACAUUGAUCACCUUACAGAUGAGAUGAAAAGGAAUGCUGAGGAAGAGUGCCGAAUAGCCAAAGCAAAAGGACAAGUGGAUGCGGACGGCACGCCUUGGAUAGCAGUCUACGUUGACGGAGGUUGGUCCCACCGUAGUUAUGGUCACCGGUAUACAGCAAAAUCCGGCUGCGCCGUGAUCAUUGGAAAGGAGACCGGUAAGCUGCUGUAUCUUGGAGUCCGUAACAAGUACUGUUAUAUCUGCAAGGUUGCAGAGCGACAAGGCAGAGCCUGGCCCGCCCACACUUGCUACCAGAACUGGACAGGGUCAUCUCCUGCAAUGGAGGCAUCCAUAAUUGUGGAGGGGUUCCUGGCCUCUGAGAAGGAGUAUGGUCUCCGAUAUAAAAAAAUCAUUGGCGAUGGAGAUUCCAGUGUGUUCAGCCACAUUGUGGAAAAAGUGCCGUAUGGUCGAGAAGUCAUAAAAGUUGAAUGUGUGAAUCAUCUAUUAAAAAACCAGACGAAGCAACUUUAUGACCUUAAAAAAGCUUGGAUAAAACGCCACCAACAAGCAAAGGAGAGAGCUAAACAGCAGACUCAAGGAGCCAACAAGUCGAAUAAAGUCGUCAGCAAAGAGAGAGAGUUUCUCACAGAUGCCAGGAUAAAAAAAAUCGGGAAGACAGU